Tuber aestivum (summer truffle) is the source of this 2214-nucleotide messenger RNA. The record is from the annotation of a GenBank genome assembly. Lineage: Eukaryota; Fungi; Ascomycota; Pezizomycetes; Pezizales; Tuberaceae.
AACCCGACUCAGCCCCUGUCGCUCGUUUCAACCCACCCACCACCAACAACCCCAUCGUUUCCUCCGUGUUACGGGACCAUUCCCUCUCAUCCGAUAAGUAUUUAAUUCGCUGCCCGAAUUUUACAUUAAGAAUACCUACGGCCUAGAAUAACCUCGUGAUCAUAAUGAAUUCCAAUCAACUCCUCCUAUCUCUCAAAUCCUGGCCGGAAGACGACCCAGAGCUGAAGUCGGUUUCGUCACUGAUAAAACGCAUACAAGAUCAGCGUGGGCACUUCCGAGACGUCAACGAGAGCAUUCUGAGAAGCGAAAUUGAGGAGGGGAGGGAGGUCGACGCCUUGUUCGGUAAUUCUCCGGUGGAGGAGAACGAGGAAGGCGCUAGCAAUUCUGUCCUAGCAGCAGGAGAGGAGCUCGACAGGGUGACACAGCUAAAGAAGGCAAAAGAGGAGAUGUCGGAACUAGUUGGGUAUGGGCUACGAUUAGUCGGUUCCAUUUAUUGGGGGUUGCUAAUUGGAUGAGAUACUGGUGGAUAGAUACGCACUGAACGAUGCGCUCUUUGGUCUCGACUAUGUUUCCCUCUUGGUGUCACUGCACAGUCCCGAAGCCGGCUCUUUAAGCAUGUCCCCGGUGCUUAAGAGAUCCGUACCAGUCGGGAGCCUCGGUUUUGAUAAAGUCCAGCGCAAGGCAGACCCUAAGUCCGUUAAAGAAGACCUAGCUAUCUCCCACGCAUGGAAGGUUGAGGGUCUGAAUUCUGCUGCUGACACACUUAUGGGCGCCUCCAAGGGGCUUGGCGACGAGGUGGAGAAGGAAGCACGAUACUGGGAGCAUAUACUGGCCAUUCGAGAAGAUGGUUGGGUGGUAACACGGAUGCCCGGCGAGCGGGGAACACUGAGUGUGAGGUUCGGAUUCGCGGAGUCGGCAGCAGAGUACAAAAGCAAGGGUGUGGGAGCUUUGAGGCGUGGGGAGGAUGGCAAUGUGGUUAUGGACGAUGUGGCUACCACUGGCUCACAUGGCAAGGCUAUGCUCCGAGUCCGUGUCCUCGAGAAUGGAGAGGUGAAAGGAUCUAGUGUGCAGAGUGGGAAUAAACGCUCUGGGUCGGUUAAGGAUAUGAUUCAGCGGGCUAGGAACUUUAUCUACGAGGAUGAGCUCUUCUUUGAGAUCGCGAGGGAAGCUAGGCUUAUGGCGAACUUAGGUGUACGAACAAGUGAGGAUGCGGUUACAAUUGACCUGGGGGGAGGUAGGAGUAUAGCAAUUGAUAUGGUGAGGGGUUUCCGUUUUUUAUGUGCGCCCGGGUUUCUAGAGCUAACGGCUUAGUAGGCACCUUUGGACGAUGGCGAUGUGGUUCUAGAUAUACACAAUCCUGACAGCAACCUCGCGCAAGGCGUCGUCAUGGCAUUCCGUAUCCUCCUAUCAUACAAUCACAGGAUGAGCCUAAGGAAGCGCAGCAAGCCGCCACCGCCUCUAACCCAGCGUAGAGUAGUCUUUCCUGCUCUCCGCAUGGUCACACCGAUCACUACACACCUCUUACAUCACCAGCAUCAGCUAAAUCUGCAGAACCUACUCAGGCACCUAAUUAAAGUUGUUAAAUCCGCUGGGAUGAUCGCGGCCUUCGUGACAAAGCCCCGCCACAACUGUCUCAAGCCCGUAAUCAAGAACGUAGAAACCGCUGUGGAGGCCUUCCUGGAGAGGAUCGAGAGCGAGGCUACAGUAAAGCUCCCUGGCGGUUGGAAGGUCGAGAUCAACAUGAGGACCACCCUUAGCCAUCCACUAUACGGUACUGGAUACAUCAUUGGCACAUCCCACGAUGGAGUUUCGGCGCGGCUGAUGGGCGAAAAUAUAUUCACCUCGUCUAAGGAGAUGGAGAUGUACCUUUUCUGGUGUCUGGAGCGGAGUAUCGUCAAUGAGGUCAGGUACACCAAUGACAAGUGGGAGCAGAUAGCACAAUCUAACGAGAUGUGGUCUAUCGAUAAAUCUACUCGGCGGAUAAGAAUUUCUGUGGAUAGGACUGGGUUAUCGAUUAUCACGGGAACUACCGGCGGGAAGGAUAAUAGGGUGGUGUGGGAUGGGAGCGAUAUGGGUAGAACCUUGCAGGAUCUAUUAAAUCAUCCCGAAUGGUAGGAGAGGAAGGGGGCCAAGGGAAAUGUGUUCCUUGAUAUGCAUGUCUUGUAUUUUUUGUACAUUAAACUAAUGAACACUAAAGGAGAUGGGUGCUUCUGC